This is a messenger RNA of Ambispora leptoticha, 142 nucleotides long. Lineage: Eukaryota; Fungi; Glomeromycota; Glomeromycetes; Archaeosporales; Ambisporaceae. The record is from the annotation of a GenBank genome assembly.
CAAUUCUAAAACUGGAAGGAAAUGCAACCAAUUUGGCAGAUUGUUAUAUUGAAUUAUUACGAAUUGGAGCAUUAUUCAAUCAAUUAUCAAGUUCAGAUUAUUACUCUUUUAAAAUCUAUUGCAUUAAAAACUAUAAUAAAUG